This is a messenger RNA of Culex pipiens pallens (northern house mosquito), 774 nucleotides long. RefSeq lists its product as uncharacterized. The coding region runs from base 330 to 563 and encodes 77 amino acids. The transcript is spliced from 3 exons. NCBI's taxonomy places the organism in Eukaryota, Metazoa, Arthropoda, Insecta, Diptera, Culicidae. The record is from RefSeq and is a predicted model, not a curated record.
ACUUUCGUUCGGUUUCGUGAUUCGCGGCCCAAACCAGUCUUGGCUCGGUAUCCACUCGAAUCAGCUCGAUCGAGGACGCGGGGUUCGUCGUCUCGAUUUGGUCGCGCGGGCGUUGAAGUCUUUUCGAGAAGAAACAAAAAAACACCACAUUCUACGUGUGUGUGUGUUUGUGCGUGAUUGUGACAAACAUCUCUGCACCUGUUGAAGCUUCCCAGCGGCCUAAGAAUUACGUAAAUCGCUCAGUCGACCUUUGAGCAGGUUGUGUUGCUGCAGACUCGGUUCGCUAGUUCCGACUUAGAACACGGAUUAAGCUGCUUCUAGAGGCCAUCAUGAACCGAUUUGGGGCGUUCUGUUUCGCUGUCCUGGCGUUCCUGUUGGCACUUCUCACGCAAACCGCCGAAUCUACGCUGCAACCAAAGGCCCCCAACUUCCAGUACUUUGAGCGGCCAAAGUACCGAUAUCCGUACUAUGACGAAAACGGCCGGGGCAAGCUGCUCUACGGUUACGGAGGACCUGAAUUGUACCAGUACAAGAGUUACUCGCCACUGGAUGGAAUCCACUAGCUUUAAUCGCUACAAAUUAUUGUGUAAAUAAAGUUAAAAUAAAGAUAUAAAUUAAGUGUGAUGGUGAUGAUCGCAAAACCUCUGGCGAUCGUCGCCGUGGCCGGAGCGAAGCAAUUUCUAGAACUUUACCCUAUUUCAGUGUUGGACCACGUGGACUAACCUAAAAUUUUCCACAGAAGAAAUAAAAGAAAGGUUGUUAUAUUUUAUUACA